Molecule: messenger RNA, 957 nt
Organism: Pelobates fuscus (common spadefoot toad)
Lineage: Eukaryota; Metazoa; Chordata; Amphibia; Anura; Pelobatidae
Product: olfactory receptor 5AR1-like
Exons: 1
Coding region: 1-957 (318 amino acids)
Biological process (GO): G protein-coupled receptor signaling pathway
Cellular component (GO): membrane
Molecular function (GO): odorant binding; G protein-coupled receptor activity; olfactory receptor activity
Source: RefSeq, a predicted model, not a curated record
AUGGAGCACACAAAUCACACCAAGGUGGCAUAUUUCAUUUUGAAAGGACUUUCUGAUGACCCAAAGCUGCAAGUUCCAAUCUUUCUUCUGGUUUUGCUACUUUAUCUCAUCACUCUUGGUGGUAACAUGACUGUUUUUCUCCUAAUCUGUCUGGAUCAUCAUCUUCACACUCCCAUGUACUUCUUCCUGGCCAACCUGUCCAUUCUGGAUAUAUCGUCUACCACAGUCGUUUUACAUAAUGUUUUAAUUAGGUUUGUGACCAAAAACAGAACUAUUCCAUAUGUUACAUGCCUAACACAGAUGUGUUUUUUUGGAACCUUUGUUAAUGCAGGAUUAUUAAUCCUUACAGCCAUGAGCUUUGACCGCUAUGUGGCAAUCUGUAAUCCAUUACGGUACGUAAUCAUUAUGAAUCACAAAAUUUGUAUUCUGUUGGUCAUUGUCUGUUUGGCUGUAAGCAUGUUGGAAGUUCUCCCCCAUGUUUUCCUACUGGCAGAGUUUACUUGUUACAGAAGAAAUAUAAUUAAUCAUUUCUUUUGUGACAUCAUGCUUGUUAUGGAACUUUCAUGCAGUGAUACGUCUGUUCUUAAGACAUUAUUUUUUAUUGAAGGUGUGUUCCUUCUUGGCCUUACUCCCUUCCUUCUCACUUUUAUUUCUUAUGUUUUUAUCAUUGCAACCAUUCUGAAGAUCCGUUCGAGCACUGGAAGACGUAAAGCCUUCUACACAUGUUCCUCUCACCUCACUGUUGUCAUCCUGCUCUACACGACCUUUGUCCUCCAAUAUCUGAGACCCAUCUCAGAAGACAGCCUGGAUUACAAUAAAUUCUUCUCUCUGUUUAACACAGCUGCUGUUCCUAUAUUAAACCCAUUAAUUUACAGCUUAAAAAACAGAGAGGUGAUGUCAGCUCUACAACGUAGAUUAGUAAAAAAACUGAGCUACAGCAGAGAUAUACAGGGCUAG